Molecule: messenger RNA, 1956 nt
Organism: Dunckerocampus dactyliophorus (ringed pipefish)
Lineage: Eukaryota; Metazoa; Chordata; Actinopteri; Syngnathiformes; Syngnathidae
Gene: alg1
Product: ALG1 chitobiosyldiphosphodolichol beta-mannosyltransferase
Exons: 12
Coding region: 264-1865 (533 amino acids)
Cellular component (GO): endoplasmic reticulum
Molecular function (GO): mannosyltransferase activity
Source: RefSeq, a predicted model, not a curated record
GGCGGCAAAUAACGUCAGCUAGCGCGAUGAAAGAAAAUGACUGUACUUUAUUGUACUUUAGUGUACUUUAUUUAUUCAACUACGGUAAACAGUGUUGGUACCAGGUUUAAGUAUCAAGUUAGUAGACUUUAAGUUGUUUAACUGUUUUGCGGGGUUGAAUACAAAUGUUGGGUUUGGAAGUUGACAGGAAACCUACGCGGUCCCUUUAAAACCUCAGCCCCUCCCUCUUCCGUGUUACACGUCAUCGCCAAUCCCAAACAAACAUGGCGACGCCCGUCCACCGCAUUGCUUACCCUGUUGCUUUAGCGCUCAUUCCGUUGGUGCUGGCGGUAUUUUAUGGCGCAGCUUGUGAUGUUUGGUGGCCGCUGGUGUCAGUGACGGUCGUCGGCCUUCCAGUUGUGCUCUGGCUCCGGCGGACGGACGAAGGAAUCGAGCGGCGGGUGUGCGUGCUGGUGCUGGGGGACAUCGGUCGCAGUCCUCGCAUGCAGUAUCACUCGUUGUCCCUCAGCCAACAUGGAUAUGACGUGACUGUUGUCGGCUUUUUAGACAGCAAACCUCAUGGAGAUGUGCUGAGAGACGACAGAAUUCACAUCGUCCCAGUGGCGGAGGUGAAGGGCAUCAGAGUGUUGAAAUGGUGUCCUUGCUCCUUCCUUCCAGGGGGACCAAAGAUCCUGACGUACGUCACCAAAGUCAUAGUCCAGUUUGUGCAGCUUUUCGUCGUGCUGCUCCUGCUGAAGCCGCAGGCGCACAUUCUAAUGCAGAAUCCUCCCGGUUUGCCCGGCAUAGCGGCGGCCUGGCUAGUGUGCGUGCUGCGAGGCAGUCGCUUCAUCAUCGACUGGCACAACUACGGCUACACCGUCAUGGCCCUCAGUCUCGGCCACACGCACCCACUGGUUCGCGUAGCAAAGUGGUACGAACACGUCUUUGGGCCGCUGGCGACUCACAACCUGUGUGUGACCAACGCCAUGAAGGACGACCUGUACCAGAACUGGGGCAUCAAGGCGACCACUCUCUACGACAGACCAGCCGCCAUUUUUCAAGAGACGCCGCUGAAGACGCAGCACAAGCUUUUUCAGAGGCUUUCACACACACAUCCUGUCUUCCGGCACAGCAGUGAGGAUGAUGACGAGGCGGUGGAGGCGACAGUCUUCUCCGUGCGGGACCCUGCCAAGGACACUGUGACCUUGAGGCCGGGCCGUCCCGCCCUGCUGGUGAGCAGCACCAGCUGGACAGGUGAGGUCUUUGUAUGCACAUUAGUGCGUGUUGACACUCCCACUCUCCACCAAGGAAGAUUGGGAUGUUUAUUUCCAUCACGUUGGUUUCCUUCCCCAGAAGAUGAAGACUUCUCCAUCCUCCUGCAGGCUCUGCAAGAAUAUGAAGCUUUGAUUCAAAGAGGAGCGUCUUUGCCGGCGCUCGUCUGCGUCAUCACUGGCAAAGGUCCUCAGAAGGAACACUACAUGAAGAUGAUUGACUCUCUGAGUUUGAGGCACGUGAAGAUAUGCACACCCUGGCUGGAGGCAGAAGACUACCCUGUGCUGUUAGGUUCGGCUGACUUGGGUGUUUGUCUCCACAAGUCAUCCAGCGGCCUGGACCUGCCCAUGAAGGUGGUGGACAUGUUCGGCUGCUGCCUGCCCGUCUGCGCCAUCCACUUCAGUUGCUUACAUGAGCUGGUGAAGCACGAAGAGAACGGGCUGAUCUUCAGAGACUGUCAGCAGCUGGCCGAGCAGCUGAGAUCUCUUCUCUUAGGGUUUCCCAACAGGGAAGGCAAACUCGCGGUCUUCAGGAGAAACCUUCGUGCCAGCAGAGGGCAGCGCUGGGAUGACAACUGGGACCAGAACGUCCUUCCGCUGAUGUCAUCUUCUUGACCAGACUGAUUCUUAGCUCUUAAUCAUGUUGAAUUGUUACUGAACAUUCAAAGUUUCUAUAGGAACAUUUGUAAAUAAAAUACAUUUUUAU